Molecule: messenger RNA, 1326 nt
Organism: Ostertagia ostertagi
Lineage: Eukaryota; Metazoa; Nematoda; Chromadorea; Rhabditida; Trichostrongylidae
Source: the annotation of a GenBank genome assembly
AUGGCGAACGAAACUGCAGUGAAUGAUGAGAAUAAAGUUUUUAUGGAACAAUUAGGCUCUGCGAGUAGGAGAAACAGUGGUGAGGCUGUAGAGCAAGAGUGGGACCUUUGUCUACGAAUUUUGGGUGAGGCCCAGCGGAGAGCAAACGAGAUCCUUGGGAAGUCAAGGGUAUCAAAUCAAGCCAAAGCAGAGAUGGAUCAAGUAUGGACGAAAGUUCUGGAGGACAUAGGAGAAUUAAGGAGAAGUCAAGGGAAAAAGCUGAUGCACCCGCUACUGGAGAAAGAGAUUAUGGAGACCCUAUGUCGAAGGGGAAUUGAGAGCGCUGAUGAUUGGAGAGAGUAUAUCAAGACUAUGGAACAAGAUGGAGACGUUAUGACAGAAAUUUGUGAAUUACUAGACACUGAUGUGUCGCAGGUGAAGAGAGCGGUCAUGGCCCUCCUGGAACAGCGGAAGUCAAUAUUCUUCCAAGGUUCGGUGAGCCAACCAACGGUGCCGAACGAAGGAGGUGGGUCAAACAACCCGAUACCAGACGAUGCCUCGGAUGGGUCAGGAGUUUGCGACUGCAAACACGCCAACACUGGAAUAUCCAAGUGUGUCUAUGGCGUGCGCAGAGAUCCUGGAGUAUUCAAAGGUUUAAAACAUGAGAAUUUCGAAGAAUUUGUGAGGAGAUUUAAGAGAAAAUACGAGGUUAUUGGAUGCGAUGCCACCCUACUAGAGAUCCUUGGUGACGACCAUCUAGGUGGUCGAGCGAAGAACAUUUUCAUGGCCCUCCCAAGAGUAACCAAGGAACGAGGUUUGGACGUGGUCAUUGGGGAAAUGACCAGACUACUGUCGCAAGAGUCGACAGCAGGAAGGAUGAGAGCCCUCACUGAACUGAGGAGCUUGAGAAUGAGAUCUGGCCAAGAGGCCAACCCAGAUUGCACCAUUGAGGAUCGCUCGUUGGAAUACGCUCAGAUCCUGCUGGAUAAUCUCAGUGAUUGGCCGGAGCACUUCCAACUGGUAGGAGCUUUACACAGAGUGGACCCUCGUAAGGCAUAUGAGGAAGUGAAGCAACUGGCGCUGAGCAUAGAACAGUCUAAGGUCAUGUUCGGGGUAGGUAGGAGAUCAAGUGUUGACCAGUGGAGAAGGAGGGCCACACAAUAUCGAAACUGUCAAGAGAUAAGUAUAGCAAAGGAGGACACCUUCUCUCACAAGGGAGAGGAGUACAUGACAGGGAAAAUGGAUAGGGCAGAGGAAAUGUACGGGCGAGACAACUACCACGAAGAUUUAAAUUUUGGCAGCGAAGCCAAAGACAAAUGCAGCACAUCCCGCCUAGGUCUCCGCUAG